CCCCGCCCCGGCCCUGCGCCGCCGCCGCCUCCCGCAGCCGCCGCCAUGAAGCUGACCGACAGCGUGCUGCGGAGCUUCCGCGUCGCCAAGGUGUUCCGCGAGAACUCCGACAAGAUUAACUGCUUUGACUUCAGCCCCAACGGCGAGACGGUGAUCUCGAGCAGCGACGACGACUCCAUCGUGCUCUAUGACUGCCAGGAGGGCAAACCAAAGAGAACCUUGUACAGUAAGAAAUAUGGCGUGGAUCUCAUCAGAUAUACUCAUGCAGCAAACACAGUUGUUUACAGCUCAAACAAAAUAGACGAUACUAUUCGUUACCUGUCAUUGCAUGACAACAAAUAUAUCAGAUACUUUCCUGGACAUAGCAAAAGGGUGGUGGCCUUGUCUAUGUCACCUGUGGAUGACACUUUCAUUUCUGGGUCUCUAGAUAAGACCAUUCGACUCUGGGAUCUCCGGUCUCCUAACUGCCAGGGUCUGAUGCAUCUACAGGGCAAACCAGUUUGUUCUUUUGACCCAGAAGGGUUAAUUUUUGCUGCAGGUGUCAACUCUGAAAUGGUUAAACUUUAUGAUCUUCGUUCUUUUGAUAAGGGGCCAUUUGCAACCUUUAAGAUGCAGUACGAUCGGACUUGUGAAUGGACAGGACUUAAGUUCAGCAAUGAUGGCAAGCUCAUUCUUAUCUCCACCAAUGGCAGCUUCAUCCGUCUCAUUGAUGCAUUCAAGGGAGUGGUGAUGCAUACAUUUGGGGGUUAUGCCAACAGCAAAGCUGUCACGCUGGAGGCUUCAUUUACUCCUGACUCUCAGUUUAUUAUGAUUGGUUCAGAGGAUGGCAAGAUCCAUGUUUGGAAUGGAGAAAGUGGUAUAAAAGUUGCUGUGUUGGAUGGUAAACACACAGGCCCUAUCACCUGUUUGCAGUUCAACCCCAAGUUCAUGACUUUUGCCAGUGCAUGUUCCAACAUGGCUUUCUGGUUGCCCACCAUUGAUGACUGACCCUGAUGCAGUGUGGCUGUUUCUGUACAGUGAGGUACCCAGCAGGACAAAAACUCAGAGAGGACUGAGAUAAAAGUAGGAUUGAAUGAUUUGACUGGGCUGGAGAACAUCUUUUCACUUGGCCUUCCAUGGAUGUGCUGUACAGCUGCUCAAAAGAAAGAAAUUACUUUGCUGAGGUUCUUCAAAAGGACUCUUGGUGCAACAGACUCCUUGAGGCACAGCUUUUCCAGCUGUUACUGCACCAGGCUCCUCCAGAGGAGUGGCCAGACUCAUGAUGAGGACAUCGGGGGCUCUCGAGGCGCCUUCCAUUGUGAAUGUAUUUGCUGCUGAGGAGCUGGUGGAGUUGUCAAUUCUGCACAUCCCUUCUCCCACCCCCACAAAUGCAUGGGAAACCACAGUUCUGGUUUUGAGAUGCUAGGGCAGUUCAGUGCCCCUUCACCUCACCCUGCAUGUCUUGUUACUGGGUCUCCCUGUGUUAUUGUGGCAUUAUUCCACAACCAUCAUGUUUCUUAGGUGCCAAACAUGUACAGACUACAAGAAAUUCAUGUAUUUUGGAGUCAGAGAAAGGGACAGAUUGGAAAGCUGUGCUGUGUGAAGGUGGGUGGUCUAGGGAGACCUCAGGCUCUGGGUGUUGGGUAGGAAAGAACCCAAGAUCCUGAAAGGGAGGGAAGGGGGUAGGGCUGGAAGAUUUAACAGUGGGCUGGUGUAGUCCCCCAUCAAAGUGAACCCACAGUCAUCCUGGGUGCCUACUGAGCUGUUUGUACAAAAGCAAGGUAGUAGUCUAUUUUUGUACAUGAGCUAUGUCAGCUUUCCUGUGGGCCAGUAUUGUGGAGUGAGUCUGAGUUGUUUACACUGAUGCCUUCCCUGCUCAUCACAAAUUGUGUACAUAGUGUCCAGAGGAGACCACCCCUUGCCCCAGCUCCCAACCAAGAGCUGGUUCUAGGCCUGUGUUAUAUGUUAUAUUUAGCCUUUUUAUACAUGACCUUUGACUUCUGUUUGUAUUUUAGCACAGUGUGUGCACCUUCAUUUAAAUCUAUCUGUGCACAUACAUGGAUGCAUAUAUAUAUUAUAUAUAAAAUCUGUAGUUUCUCAGAGUUCAGCUGAAGGAGAUGGAGUUGUGCAGCCUGGGAGAAAGACUGUGUCCUUGCUAAUGUUUGCCACAAGUGUUAGUAAGUCUUCCCUAUUACCUGUUUCCUUUUGGGAGACUGAAUGAAGCAAAGCUUCUAGUGUUUGUUGUUUCCAUGGCAGCUAAGUGAGGGUCUUGGGGCAAUUCUCUAGUGUUCCUCAAGCCGCACUUUGGGGCUUUCACUGCAGUAUUAGCCCCCUUUUUGCCUGGUGAUGCUCUGUGUGUGACAGUCACUCUUGCACGGCUUCUUUGUCUGGCUUGUGGCAUCUGAGGACAGGAUGCUGGAACCAGAGCAUUUUCAGUUUGUCUGACGUUUUCUUACCAGUUGCAGGUCACUCCCAUUUGUAUGUCUGCUUUCUUGCUGCUUUCCUUGCUUUCUCUUGGGAGAUCAAGGGGUUCUAGCUAAGCCCUAAUUGAGAUGAACUGCAGCUAGCCUAUGGCCUUUUUUUCUCGCAUGACCUUCUUAGAGCGGAGCGAGGUAUGCUUUUUCACUGUUCCAGCCAAAUAUGUGUAUGCAGGCAGCACUUCCUGUAGAUCCAGAAACUGAGAUUCAACAAGACUCUGACUUGCCCAAGGGACUAUUAGCUGCUAGGGGGGAAACAAAGCCAUCUCUGCUUCUAUUGAGCAGCGGGGAUAGGCUGUGAAUCACUAGCACUUUUUUUUUUUUUUUUUUAAGCAAUUACUUUUUGAGUUGUUCCCUAGACUGAAAGGGCAAGAGGCGUACACCUUUCCUAAAUGUAGACUGGAAUCUGCAGCUGCCACUGUGCCACCCACUGUGUAGCUCUGCCUUCCCAGAGUGGAGGGAGGGACUUUGAGAAACCACAUAAUCUCAGCUGAUGACUGCCCACCUGUGGCUUUUCAGGGUAGAAAAUUCAUGCUAGGAAUAACCGUUCAGAGAAACUGAGUUGACAAGAAAGGCUGUAUAACUUCCACGUGUGCAACCAGAGUAGCACAACUUACCCAGCAGCAGGAAAACAACUGUGCAGGAGUUCCUGUGUGUCCAAAGUUCGAAGUGUGUCUGGGCCGUGGAGGUGCAGAGCUGGCUCCCAAGAUGGGAUAGAAAAGAUAAAGCUGGGUAAGGUGUAAUAGGGGAGGAGAGAGGCUGAGGCCUGGGGCUGUAGGGUGCUCUCAGUGGGAGUCCGAGGUGCUCAAGCUUUCGUUGGUAAGGAGGGGCUGCUUGCCAGCCUCUUUAAGAGUCAGGGCCAAAGCAUUGAUUUGUAUGUGACAGCGACACUGCACUACUCAACCACCAGCCAGUCGAGUAUUUUUAAAAAUUAUUCCCCCUUGCAAUCGUAAUUAUUGCUUAUUAAGGAAAAUUUGGGAAUCACUUUGCCUCCCAAAUACUACCAAUGUUAAUCUUUUGGUGUUAAAUGUUCCUCUAGAUAUUUCUGUGCAUAGAUUUUUGUGUGUUUACAUAGUUGUUAUCUGCUGUACAUACAAUUUUAUGUCCCUUUUGUACUUAACAUAUAAACAUUUUUUUUCCAUGUUA
Molecule: messenger RNA, 3602 nt
Organism: Lepus europaeus (European hare)
Lineage: Eukaryota; Metazoa; Chordata; Mammalia; Lagomorpha; Leporidae
Gene: WDR82
Product: WD repeat domain 82
Exons: 9
Coding region: 46-987 (313 amino acids)
Cellular component (GO): Set1C/COMPASS complex
Molecular function (GO): chromatin binding; protein binding
Source: RefSeq, a predicted model, not a curated record